AUGAUCGAAAUUCUCACUUGUCAAUUUAACCAUGUUCAUUGCUUUUUUAGUGAUUCCAAUGGAAAUUUUCAUCCAAUAAAUAAUGGUCACCUUGAAAUUCAAAAUCCUUCAUUAGAUUCCUUUACUAUAUUUGCCACAAUCGAUGGAGCCUUUGCUAUAAUGAUUAGUCGUACAAAUUUUUUAAAUCAACCUCUUGAUGAAUCAAUUGAUCCGGUCAGACCAACAUUUGGUCUUUAUCUAACUUUCAUUAAUCCCGAUAAACUGUUGAUGGACCUUUCUUGCUUUAUCAAUCCGGAUGAAGGAUAUAAAUUGAUUCGAAUAAAAUUCCAGAAUUCAGGUUCUGUUGUUGGCAUCGAUAAAUUUUCUGAUCUUGAAAUGUAUAAAGAUUUAAGAGAAACUACGGUAUUUAGAAAUUUGUUUUAUGGAGAGUUCUUCAUACACUUUUUCAAUGAUUCGGAAGAUACUCUUUAUAAAAUAUUUCAAUCUAUCAUUCUUGAUGACGAAAGAAAUUAUUAUAGCACUUUGGAGCUUCCAAAUAAUUUAAAAAUUUCUAAUCUUGCGAUGGGAGAUUUACGAAACAACACUUUUGUUAUCGCUUACCAAGUUGAUGAAUUUACUUGGAAAGUCUAUUCAGAAGAUUUACCAAGGUUCUUUGAUGAUAAUGGUUACAAUAACAGAAAUGUUAAUACCACAAAUCCAUUAAUUAAUUCAAAGAUACCAUUAUCAACGAUUAGUAUUAACGUUACAUAUAACUUUCCGAUAAUAAUAUCAACGAAUAACAUCUUUAUUUAUCAAGAUGAUAGUGGCGGAAAACCUAUAUUGCGACAAUCGAUUACAGGAAACGCUCCAACAUCAUUUGUUUAUAGUGCGGAUAAUCAAUCAUUCAUCUUAAAUGUUUUAGAGAGCACAUUCAAUCAACCGAAUGGGAAUUAUUACAUUGUAAUUGACGAUAAUGCUGUAAAAGAUUUUAAAACGGAUCAACCUUUAAUGGGUAUUCAAACUCAUACUUGGAAGUUUAAUACCACUGAUGAUUAUCAAGAAGUUUUUGCGG
Messenger RNA from Funneliformis mosseae, 1051 nucleotides. The record is from the annotation of a GenBank genome assembly. NCBI's taxonomy places the organism in Eukaryota, Fungi, Glomeromycota, Glomeromycetes, Glomerales, Glomeraceae.